This is a messenger RNA of Psammomys obesus (fat sand rat), 3990 nucleotides long. It is a transcript of the gene Phka2, whose product is annotated as phosphorylase kinase regulatory subunit alpha 2. Lineage: Eukaryota; Metazoa; Chordata; Mammalia; Rodentia; Muridae. Bases 347 to 3970 code for a protein of 1207 amino acids. The transcript has 31 exons. The record is from RefSeq and is a predicted model, not a curated record. Gene Ontology annotation, cellular component: phosphorylase kinase complex. Gene Ontology annotation, molecular function: calmodulin binding. Gene Ontology annotation, biological process: glycogen metabolic process.
CAAAGGAUAUAGCAAAAGGCUUUUCUUUAGCCGAGAGGGACCCGGGUUUGUCUUGAGUGCCCUUGGGCCUAGAAACCCUCGGGGCACCUGAGGGCUCGGUAGAGGCAGGGCCACGAUAGCGCCACCCCCGGUUUCCUCUCCCCGCCCCAGCGGUGUGGAACUCUGGUUGGCUUGCCUUGCACGUCACACUUUGGUUGUAUCAUUUUGAAAAGUCCUGACCUCCUCCCGCCCGGCCCGAUUUGGAUAACUCACUGAAGCUGUUUGAGGAGCAAGACAGCUUGGAAGCUGCAGCUUUAGCGGACACCACCAGACUGGUCCGGCGCUGUGGAUCCUGUGCUUGGGCGAGAUGCGGAGCAGGAGCAAUUCUGGGGUCCGCCUGGAUGGGUACGCGAGAUUGGUGCAGCAAACCAUCCUGUGUUACCAGAGCCCAGUCACUGGCCUGUUAUCAGCGAGCCAUGAUCAGAAGGAUGCCUGGGUACGAGACAACAUCUAUAGCAUAUUGGCUGUUUGGGGCCUGGGCAUGGCCUACCGCAAAAAUGCUGACCGCGAUGAGGAUAAAGCCAAGGCCUAUGAGUUGGAACAGAAUGUAGUGAAGCUGAUGCGAGGUCUCCUCCAGUGCAUGAUGAGACAGGUGGACAAAGUGGAGAAGUUCAAGCACACCCAGAGUACCAAGGACAGUCUCCAUGCCAAGUACAACACUGCCACCUGCAGCGUCGUGGUGGGUGAUGACCAGUGGGGCCACCUCCAGAUGGAUGCCACCUCCCUCUUCAUCCUCUUCCUGGCCCAGAUGACUGCCUCAGGCUUACGUAUUAUUUUCACCCUUGAUGAAGUGGCCUUCAUACAGAAUCUUGUGUUUUACAUUGAAGCUGCAUAUAAAGUUGCUGAUUAUGGAAUGUGGGAACGUGGAGAUAAGACUAAUCAGGGCAUUCCAGAACUAAAUGCAAGCUCUGUGGGAAUGGCCAAGGCAGCACUUGAGGCAAUUGAUGAACUAGAUCUUUUUGGAGCCCACGGGGGACGCAAAUCGGUGAUCCAUGUCCUACCUGAUGAAGUGGAACACUGCCAGUCAAUCCUUUUCUCCAUGUUGCCAAGAGCAUCAACAUCGAAAGAAAUUGACGCUGGACUUCUUUCUAUCAUUUCUUUUCCGGCCUUUGCAGUGGAAGAUGUGAACCUUGUGAAUGUGACCAAAAAUGAAAUUAUUUCCAAGCUUCAGGGGCGUUACGGAUGCUGUCGCUUCCUUCGAGAUGGUUAUAAAACACCAAGAGAGGACCCACACCGAUUGCACUAUGACCCUGCUGAACUUAAGCUCUUUGAAAACAUUGAAUGUGAAUGGCCUUUGUUCUGGACUUACUUAAUCAUAGAUGGAAUCUUCAAUGGCGAUGCUGUUCAGGUCCAAGAAUACCGAGAAGCCCUGGAGGGAAUAUUAAUCAGAGGCAAAGAUGGAAUCCACUUGGUACCGGAACUCUAUGCCAUCCCACCAGACAAGGUGGAUGAAGAGUAUAAGAACCCACACACAGUAGACCGAAUUGCACUGGGGAAGGUGCCUCAUCUUUGGGGACAGUCCUUGUACAUCCUGAGCUCACUGCUGGCAGAGGGAUUCCUUGCCACUGGUGAAAUUGAUCCCUUAAAUAGAAGAUUUUCGACUUCAGUCAAACCUGAUGUUGUAGUACAAGUUGCUGUCUUGGCAGAGAACAGUCACAUUAAGGGGCUGUUGCAACACCAUGGGGUAAAUGUCCAGAGCAUUGCUGAUGUGCAUCCAAUUCGAGUUCAGCCAGGCCGGAUUCUUAGUCAUAUAUAUGCCAAACUUGGACGAAAUAAGAAUAUGAAAUUGAGUGGUCGACCAUAUCGGCACAUUGGUGUUCUUGGUACCUCCAAACUCUAUGUAAUUAGGAACCAGAUCUUCACUUUUACACCCCAGUUCACUGACCAGCAUCAUUUCUACCUGGCCUUGGACAACGAGAUGAUUGUGGAGAUGCUGAGGAUCGAGCUGGCUUAUCUGUGCACCUGCUGGCGGAUGACUGGCCGCCCCACACUCACCUUCCCUGUCACACACACCAUGCUCACAAGUGAUGGAACUGACAUUCAUCCUGCAGUUCUUUCUACAAUUAGAAAACUGGAAGAUGGAUAUUUUGGAGGUGCUAGAGUAAAACUGGGGAACCUGGCAGAGUUCCUCACCACUUCAUUCUACACAUACCUGACCUUCCUGGAUCCGGACUGCGAUGAGAAGUUGUUUGAUGACACCAGUGAUAGGAACUUUAGUCCUGACAGCGAGUCAGACCUGGGAGGAUACUUGGAAGAUAGCAGUCACCAAGAAAGCCAAGAUGAACUUGACCAGUAUAUCGACCACCUUCUUCAGAGCACAUCCUUGAAGUGCUACCUGCCUCCUCUUUGUAAGAAGUCGGAAGACAGCCACGUAUUCAGUGCUAUCCACUCCACUCGGGACAUCCUUUCUGUGAUGGCCAAAGCGAAGGGUUUGGGAACUCCAUUUUUCCCCAUGACUUUGCCAACUAAAGUUCUAAGUGGACACCGUAAAUCACUGAAUCUUGUUGACUCCCCUCAGCCACUCCUAAAAAAGACUCCUGAAUAUGACUACCAGUGGCCCAGAGAUGACUGUGGUGAAAUGGACUGUGAGAAACUAGUUGGGCAACUGAAAGACUGCUCAAACCUACAGGACCAAGCAGACAUUCUGUACAUCCUUUAUGUAAUAAAGGGUCCCAGCUGGGAUACCAAUCUGUUUGGACAGCAUGGAGUCACUGUUCACUGUCUUCUCAGCGAACUCUAUGGAAAAGCUGGCCUAAACCAAGAAUGGAGUUUGAUUCGCUACAUUUCAGGCCUGCUCAGGAAGAAAGUAGAGGUCCUGGCUGAGGCCUGUGCAGAUCUGCUGUCCCACCAGAAGCAGCUUACAGUAGGCCUGCCCCCUGAGCCACGGGAGAAGACUAUCUCCACGCCUCUUCCCCCAGAAGAGCUCACAAAACUCAUCUAUGAAGCCAGUGGACAGGACAUCAGCAUUGCUGUCCUCACACAGGAGAUCGUGGUUUACCUGGCUAUGUAUGUCCGGGCCCAGCCUAGCCUCUUUGUAGAGAUGCUCAGACUCCGGAUUGGAUUGAUCAUCCAGGUAAUGGCCACAGAGCUGGCUCGGAGCCUGAACUGCUCAGGAGAAGAAGCUUCCGAGAGUUUGAUGAACCUCAGCCCCUUUGACAUGAAGAACCUCCUGCAUCACAUCCUGAGUGGGAAGGAGUUUGGUGUGGAGAGAAGCGUGCGCCCAAUUCACUCUUCCACAUCCAGCCCUGCCAUCUCCAUCCAUGAGAUGGGUCAUACCGGAGUCACCAAGACUGAGAGGAGCGGCAUUACCAGACUGAGGAGUGAGAUGAAACAGAGGUCGAGUAACCCAUCCUCCCCGACGGGCACAUCAUCUACAGACUCCGGAGGACAGCACAUGGCCUGGGGAGAGCAGCAGGGCCAAUGGCUACGCAGGAGAAGGCUGGAUGGGGCAAUCAACAGGGUACCCAUGGGAUUCUACCAGAGAGUGUGGAAGAUCCUUCAGAAGUGCCAUGGUCUAUCCAUUGACGGUUACGUCCUACCAUCCUCAACAACCCAAGAGAUGACCCCCUGUGAGAUCAAGUUUGCCGUCCAUGUGGAGUCAGUGCUCAACCGUGUGUCCCAGCCAGAGUAUCGGCAGCUGCUGGUAGAAGCCAUCAUGGUGCUGACCCUGCUCUCAGACACAGAAAUGGGCAGUAUUGGGGGCAUCAUCCAUGUGGACCAGAUUGUGCAGCUGGCCAAUCAGCUGUUCCUGCAGGACCAGGUGUCAUUUGGGGCCACAGACAUCUUGGAAAAAGACCAAACCACAGGAAUUUGCCACUUGUUUUAUGACAGUGCCCCUAGUGGGGCUUACGGUACAAUGACCUACCUAACGAAAGCAGUGGCAUCUCAUUUGCAGGAACUGCUGCCCAAUUCAGGCUGCCAGAUGCAAUAGAGCCGUACCCAAAAACAUGA